GGCGCUGUCACUGUUAUGGUCCUGUCAGGGCCCCGGCGUCGUGGUGCUUGGGUGCUCGCCACCGGCUGGCCUCGGGUGCGACCUGGUCGGCAGCCAGAGGCUGCGCUUAGCUCGCGCGUCCCCUCCCUCGGCCGAGCCCGCGCCUCCUGGCUCGCAGGCCGCCCCUUAGCAGGUCGUCCCGGAGCCCCGGGCCCAGCCGCUCGUCAGCACCGAGGCCGGCGGGAUGCAGCCUCCGGGCCCGCCCCCGGCCUAUGCGCCUGCCAACGGGGACUUCACCUUUGUGUCUUCGGCGGACGCGGAAGAUCUCAGCGGUUCUAUAGCAGCUCCAGAUGUCAAAUUAAACCUCGGUGUAAGCGGAGAUUUCAUCAAAGAAUCUACAGCUACUACAUUUCUGAGACAAAGAGGCUAUGGCUGGCUUUUGGAAGUUGAAGAUGAGGAUCCUGAAGAUAACAAGCCACUUUUGGAAGAAUUGGACAUCGAUCUAAAGGACAUUUACUACAAGAUCCGCUGUGUUCUGAUGCCAAUGCCAUCGCUGGGUUUUAAUAGACAGGUGGUGAGAGACAAUCCUGACUUCUGGGGUCCACUGGCUGUUGUUCUUUUCUUUUCCAUGAUAUCAUUAUAUGGACAGUUUAGGGUGGUCUCAUGGAUUAUAACCAUUUGGAUAUUUGGUUCACUGACAAUUUUCUUACUGGCUAGAGUUCUUGGUGGAGAAGUUGCAUAUGGCCAAGUUCUUGGAGUUAUAGGAUAUUCAUUACUUCCUCUCAUUGUAAUAGCCCCUAUACUUUUGGUGGUUGGAUCUUUUGAAAUGGUAUCUACACUUAUAAAACUGUUUGGUGUGUUCUGGGCUGCCUACAGUGCUGCUUCAUUACUCGUAGGUGAAGAAUUCAAGACCAAAAAGCCCCUCCUCAUUUACCCCAUCUUUUUAUUGUACAUUUAUUUUUUGUCCUUAUAUACUGGAGUGUGAUCCAAGUUGUACAUGAAUCAAAAAGAUGGUGUUACAUUUGUAUUACGCUGGGAAUUCUUGCUGGAGGGAUUGGAGAAAAUAUUACUAGUAAAAUUUUAUACAUUCCAGAUAGAGAGGCAGGCUUAAAGUCUUUUUAAAACAAUAUUUUUUGUAUUUAAGUAAUUGCAGUUAUCUGGGAUUUUUUUUUCUUUUUUUUGGUCAGAAUUCUGAAUUCUGUUUGGUUCUUCAUAUUCCGCGAAUAAAUAAAAAGCGUUGUGUUUUUCAGAUUGUGUCAAUAUUCACCUGAACACUUGUGCCAAAAGCACCUGGAUGGGGAGUUGUGUUUCACAUGAAGUAUAAAUUUGACAACAUCCUGAAAAAUCUAAAAGUGCAAUUUUUUUCUUUAAAGAAUUUUCUCUGGCACCACAGAUCCUGUAGAUACCUAUUUAUAUUUAUACAUAUAUAUUUAUGAAAUAAUUCUUAUUCACAAAAUAUAUUUCUGAAUAGCCUAAAAAUUAAGAUACUAAAUCUGAUGCUUAAAUUUUCUUUAAUUUGGCUAUUACUGUUUUUUGUUUAAAACUUAAAACUUGCUUUUUAAAUUGUGUAUAGAUUUUAAUCUAAUAGUUGCUGGUAUAGAUUUGGACUGUGUGUGUGUGCUCUUAAGAAAACAGUUUUGAAUGUCUAAACAUUUGAUUUAAAGUUCCCUGUUUAUCUUUUUGACCAAAGGAGCAAGAGAUAUAAUGGAUAUGGCAUUCAUUAAAAUCAUUAAUAUAUAGGAAAAAUAAUAUUUAUAGCAUCAGCAAAUAUUUUUAAGUGGUAUAUGAUCUUGGACAAUGUUAUAUGAAGUAGAAAAUAAAAUGUUUUCCAGCUGUGUGUUUUGUUUUACAAUACCUUGUCCUAUAUUACUUGAGACUUUUAACAAGUAUUGUUUUUUUCUAACAUAUUUACAGUUUUUGCUAGGGGAAAUAUUAAGAAAAUUUUAUCACAGUUUUUUUGUAAAUCAUGGAUUCUGUAUAUAUCUCUAAUAUUACUUUGUAAAUUAGACAAACUAUUUUAUCUGUGUCUACAAAAUAGCAAAUCCCUGUUAGCAAAUUAUUGUAUUAUUCUUUCUGACAUUGCCCCCAAAAGGUUAACUUCUGUUCCUGAUAUGGUAUGACAUCGUCUCUGUGUUCCUUAGGCAAGACAGAUCU
Mus musculus (house mouse) is the source of this 2133-nucleotide messenger RNA. RefSeq names its product Yip1 domain family, member 4 (gene Yipf4). The record is from RefSeq and is marked validated. Gene Ontology annotation, cellular component: cytoplasm; endomembrane system; Golgi apparatus. NCBI's taxonomy places the organism in Eukaryota, Metazoa, Chordata, Mammalia, Rodentia, Muridae. Gene Ontology annotation, biological process: endoplasmic reticulum to Golgi vesicle-mediated transport. Bases 224 to 964 code for a protein of 246 amino acids. The transcript is spliced from 6 exons.